GUGAUAAAGUGAGUAAUAAGGCAAAGUGGGAGUUACAAAGUGGAUGCGACAGCUCCAGCAGAACUUCUUCUCACUGCCACAUAGGCUCGAUACAAAGCAGCAAACGUUAUUUGGAAAUCUGUUUGGGGAAAAAAAUGCACUUUGAGCAUCUCUGCAGUUCUUGUGUCUGAAGCAUUGAUCAGGAAAAUCGGCAGCAGAGCGCCAGCAAAGGAGAAGAGAAUAUGGUGAAGGCAGCCAAGGAAAUUGAAAUGGAGAACCCAAGAGAGGCAGAGACUCCCAGCACAGGGGCCACAUGUUCCCCACCAGAGGAACAAGCAAAAAAACCCUCCAUGCUCUGUUUUAAGAAGCGGAAGAAGUCCUGUAAGAAGGGGCUGACUGUGAAGGAUGCAUGUGAAGGAGCCUCAGAGGAGAAAAGCCAAUGUGUCAGCGCUGAGCAAGAGGAGGCCAAAGCUUCCAAUCCAUCACGAUCCUCCAAAGGAACCUGGGCAGCCAUCAAAAACCUCGCCAGGCCUCAGAGAAGGCAGAAGUCCUCCUCACGGAAGAAGGUGCCCUCUGAUUCCCAAGUGCAGCUGGAGGUGGAUGCUGAGGAGAGCUGUGCACAAGACCUCCCAAAGAAGCGGGCGAGCUCUGGGGUGAAGAUGCCCUGUGUGAGGUUCUCCAGAGGUAAGAAAAAACCCAGCCCCUCAGAAGCAGUGGAGGAGUCAGAGGGCAGUGUUCAAGCAAAUGAAGUGAUGGGUGUUGUGAAUAAGGCUAUUGAAGAGCCAGAGGAUUUGGCCCCAACAGACAAAUCUGAAUCCCUCAGCCCGGUCUCUGCACAGGAGGAGCAGGAUACGGUGAAGCAGGAGCAGCAUAGAAUAAAGGAGGACCAGGGUACAAGGAAGAAGGACCAGGAUACAAUAAAAAAGGACCAGGAUUCAGUGAAAGAGGACAACCAUACAGCAAAGGAAAGUGACACCUCUGUUGGGAAGAGUGAGCCAUUGACAGAGCCCACACGGGAUGCAGAACAUUCAGAGUGCACUGUUCAGCUGGAGAUAACCAGUUCAGAGACAUUUGAUGAAACAGCCCAGGACAAACUGCAGGAAGGGAGUCUGCCCCCAACCACUGACAAUGUGGAGGGCAGGGAAGUUGCUCCCGAAGCGCCUGCUUCUAAAGAUCAACCUGACACUGCCCCUGAAAUCACAGAGUGCCAGGAAAUCCCCAGUGUCUGCAAAGAGAUGCCUGAAAGGGAUGAAUUGGAAAAGAGCAUAAAUCUUUCUCAGGAGCGCAAAGCUGAGGAGACUGUAACUGAUUUCAGUGAGUUGGCAUCCAGAGGUGAUGCAGCGAGUGUGCAGGAGGCAGCAGGUGUGCAGGAGGCAGCAAAUGAGAAGGAUGCAGUGAGUGUGCAAGAGGCAGCAAAUGUGCAGGAUGCCACAAGUGUGAAGGAUGCAGUGAGAGUGCAAGAGGCAGCAAAUGUGCAGGAUGCCACAAGUGUGAAGGAUGCAGUGAGAGUGCAAGAGGCAGCAAAUGUGCAGGAUGCCACAAGUGUGAAGGAUGCCACAAGUGUGAAGGAGGCAGUGAGUGUGAAGGAUGCAGUGAAUGUGAAGGAUGCAGUGAGUGCACAGGAAGCAGUGAGCGUGCAGGAUGCAGUAAGUGUGAAGGAUGCAGCGAGUGUGCAAGAGGCAGCAAAUGUGCAGGAUGCCACAAGUGUGAAGGAUGCAGUGAGUGUGCAGGAGGCAGCAAAUGUGCAGGAGGCAGUGAGUGUGAAGGAUGCAGUGAGUGUGCAGGAGGCAGCAAAUGUGCAGGAGGCAGCAAAUGUGCAGGAGGCAGUGAGUGUGAAGGAUGCAGUGAGUGUGCAGGAGGCAGCAAAUGUGCAGGAGGCAGUGAGUGUGAAGGAUGCAGUGAGUGUGCAGGAGGCAGCAAAUGUGCAGGAGGCAGCAAAUGUGCAGGAGGCAGUGAGUGUGAAGGAUGCAGUGAGUGUGCAGGAGGCAGCAAGUGUGCAGGAGGCAGCAAGUGUACAGGAUGCAGUGAGUGUGCAGGAGGCAGCAAAUGUGCAGGAGGCAGCAAGUGUGCAGGAGGCAGUGAGUGUGAAGGAUGCAGUGAGUGUGAAGGAUGCAGUGAGUGUGCAGGAGGCAGCAAGUGUACAGGAUGCAGCAAGUGUGCAGGAUGCAGAGAGGGUGAAGGACACUGCAAACGUGCAAGAUGCAGCAAGCAUGAAAGAUGCAGCAAGUGUGCAGGAAGCAGCAAGCGUGCAGGAUGCCACAAGUGUGCAGGAUGCAGAGAGUGCACAGGAGGCAGCAAGUGUGCAGGAAGCAGUGAGUGUGCAGGAGGCAGAGAGUGUGAAGGAUGCAGAGAGUGUGCAAGAUACAGCAAGCCUGCAGGAUGCAGCAAGUGUACAGGAGACAGCGAGUGCCCAGGAUGCAGCAAGCGUGAAGGAUGCAGCAGGUGUGCAAGAGGCAGCAGGUGUGGAGGAUGCAGGAGGUGUGCAAGAGGCAGCAAGUGUGGAGGAUGCAGCAGGUGUGCAAGAGGCAGCAAGUGUGGAGGAUGCAGCAGGUGUGCAAGAGGCAGCGAGUGUGGAGGAUGCAGGAGGUGUGCAGGAGGCAGUGAGUGAGGAGGAUGCAGCAGGUGUGCAAGAGGCAGCGAGUGUGCAGGAAUGCUCCAGCCGUCAGAUACUAGAAGCAAAUGCAGGCGCUGGUGUCAGCAUCGUCAUCACCAUCACCGAAGCUGAGGACUCUGACAACACCGACUCUGACCAGGCCUAUGAGCCGUCCCCAGUUUUGCACCAAAAAAAGCAAAAAGGGAAUAAAAAGUCUAACAGGAGCACUGAUGUUGGUCAAAAAGAGGGCCCUGAGGCUGGUGGUGGUCCCCAGGCAGAGGAGAAAGGUCUGGGUGACCAGGGGCACAGAACUGGAGAGCAGUACGAGCUGCUCCUCAUAGAAACCGCCUCCUCCCUCGUGAAGGCGGCCAUUCAGUCAUCCAUAGAGCAGCUGGUCAACGAAAUGGCCCUGGAACAGAAUAAGCACAACAGCUUUCUGUGAUGGCAGCCUUGCCCCAGAGAGAAAGGGCAGAGGGAGUGAUUUCAAGCUCCAUUUGGCCUGCAGGGUGUGUGGAGAACUGGGAGAGCUCCCGGGGCCGUGGUGUGGUUAAUUCUGCAUGCCCGUUCAGUUGUGUCCAUGUGAAACGGAUCCCGGGACGCGGGCAGGCCCUGCUGAGGGCAGCGUGUCCCCUGGGCCUUCAGACAGCACCACUGACCACAGCUGCGGAAAAAUUAAGGUGUUACAGUGACUGUAUUUUCACUUAUUGGCACAUUUCUGUCAUGGCCACAUUUCUGCUGUCCCCCAUGCCCUGUUUCCCCGCUGUCCACGCUGUAGAUCUGUACAUACCAUGUGUUGGAAGAAAGGCCCUGAGAGGCAGCGAGUGCCCAACCUGCUGCUGGGCUGGAUUCGGGGCAUGCUGAAACAGCUGGAGCCUUGCUGGGCCUUUAUUGCAGACGAGGAAGAGCAAAGUGUCUGCAAUAUUAACAGGAAAACAUCAAUGCCAGGCUGUGCUUUGUGCUGUGAACCGGCCCCAGGCGCCAGGAGCCGCGGUCAGUGCUGUGGCACGAAGCCGGCGGGUUGCAGCAGCGAGCUCUCUCCUUCCUUGCCUCGGCCUCUCCCGCUGUCAGGAGCAGCCUGUGCAUCUCCAGACACGCUAAAGCUCAGCAUCAGCCUCGCCUUGCUGACCCCGGGCUGAAAGCGACAGCGCCUCAUCUGCCGGGGGAGCCUUUCUCGCACCAUUGAACUCGACGGGCAAAAUUCCCUGCGGGAUCACGGGCUUGGCUGGGCAGGAGCAGCCCUGCCGCCGGCAGCCCCUCUCCUCCCUCGACUUCCUCCGUCCCCAUCCCGGUGUCGUGCUGAAGCUCUCCUCGGAUGUAGCAUAUUUUUUUAUCCAUGGCAUGCGAUAUAAAUAGCAGUGAGCUGCAUGCGUGUUAGCAGUCAGCAGAGUUUGGGAAGCUGCAAUUUUGUGCUGCCGGCGCUGGGAUUGCUUUGAUUUGGUCUGAGUGCCGCUGGCAUCCCCGGCUGCUGGCGGAGCCUGUCCCGCACCGCUCCCCCCUCAAAGCCCUCCCGCCUUCAUCCAGCCCAGGCAUCCCUUGGGAAUCGUGCGUUCUGCCCGGCUCGCUGCC
Molecule: messenger RNA, 4138 nt
Organism: Agelaius phoeniceus (red-winged blackbird)
Lineage: Eukaryota; Metazoa; Chordata; Aves; Passeriformes; Icteridae
Source: RefSeq, a predicted model, not a curated record